Messenger RNA from Rhodotorula toruloides NP11, 1095 nucleotides. RefSeq lists its product as uncharacterized. The transcript is spliced from 2 exons. The record is from RefSeq and is a predicted model, not a curated record. The coding region runs from base 1 to 1095 and encodes 364 amino acids. Lineage: Eukaryota; Fungi; Basidiomycota; Microbotryomycetes; Sporidiobolales; Sporidiobolaceae.
AUGAGCCCCUUCGACAGGCUGCCCGACGAGCUCCUCAGCCACAUCCUCGAUUCGUACCGCUCGCCUCUAAGCGGUUACUGGGACUGCGCCUUCUUCGAGUGCUUUACGGUAUCCCGACGGUGGGAACGACUCGCGCGUGCGCUGCUGUAUCGAGGUGUCGUCAGAGUCGAGUCGGAGGAGGAUUGCGCGAGGUUGCAGGACUUGCCAGGCGAGAAGGUGAAGCGGGUCAAGAGACUGGUAGUUGCAGGAGACUGGGAGGGAGAGGAGGGAGCUGCUGUGUUCCCGUACGAGGUCCUCGAGGCAGUUGCGAGGCGGCUGCAGCAGCUGGAUGCGGUGGAACUGAGGAUCAAGUCGGAGUCGGUCGGUAUCAUGCCUGUCGUUCCCUUUUGCUCCCUCUCUCGGCUCGCACGACUCUACCUCGGCAGCGACAUGGCGUACGACCUCGUCUUGACGUCGGCACGCUGGACGUUCGCCUCUCUCGUCGUCCUCGUCGUCAACGCGCCGACCGCGGUCGAAGUCGGCGAGCUGACCCCGGCCCGCCUUCCGUCGCUCAAGGCCGCCUACUUUGCGGAGAUCUUCGCCGCCGAACUCUCGUUUGACUACCUCGGCUUCGACCGCGCCCUCCUCGAGCAACUCGACACCCUCCAGCUCCUCUACUCCCCCGACGCAGAAGACUCUCAGAUCGGCGCUUGCACCUACCUCCAGCUCGAACACCCGGCGACCCAGGCGCUAGACCCGGACGUCACGUACAUCUACCCGACGUCCACAUGCGUCGAGCAUGGUGAGGCGACAGCCAACUGCGUGGUCGACCUCGUCUAUCCCGGCAUCCGCCACCUACGCUCCUCGAUGCACGUGGGCGGCGAGCUGAGCCGCCUCGAGGCCACCGAGCUCAAACUGGCGCAGUUCCCGAACCUCGCCACGAUAUCCGUGCCGUUGUAUUUCGAGGAUCUGGCUCCUUCUGCUCUGGCAGGAAUAGAGGAGGUCUGCGCGGCUCGAGGGAUCACGCUCCUGCGAAACUCGGUGAGCGACAGGUCGGAUCUCGACUACGAGUUCUGGGAGUGGGCGAAGGAGGAGCGCAGGAAGUCAAAGUUUUAG